This is a messenger RNA of Fraxinus pennsylvanica, 987 nucleotides long. The record is from the annotation of a GenBank genome assembly. NCBI's taxonomy places the organism in Eukaryota, Viridiplantae, Streptophyta, Magnoliopsida, Lamiales, Oleaceae.
AUGACAAUCCUGAAGCUACUUUCAGUUUUCUUUCUUCAACUUAUUUGUGUACACGUUUUCCUUUUCGACGGGAUUAAUGCACAAUCCCUAAGAGUAGGGUUCUACAACAGCACAUGUCCUUCUAUCGAAGCGAUUGUGAAGAACACGACCGCUAGCUUCAUAUCCCGAGCACCAUCACUUGCUCCUGCAUUGCUGAGAAUGCAUUUUCACGAUUGUUUUGUUAGGGGAUGUGAUGGAUCUGUAUUAAUAAACUCUACAUCGGGAAACCAGGCUGAGAAGGAUGCAAUCCCUAACCAGAGCAUCAGAGGUUUCCAGGUUAUUGAUGCUGUCAAGUCUGCCGUAGAGAAUAUAUGCCCGUCUCUUGUCUCGUGUGCUGAUAUCCUCGCUUUAGUAGCCCGAGAUGCAGUAACAUUGGUGAAUGGACCUUCUUGGCAAGUUCCAUUAGGACGACGAGACGGAAGAGUGUCUAGAUCAUCGGAUGCCUUGGCCAAUUUGCCCCCUCCUUUUGCCAACAUCACUCAACUCAAAGCAUCAUUCCGCUCAAAGGGUUUAAGUGAUAAAGAGCUAGCAGUCUUAUCAGGAGCGCAUACCAUCGGUGUUUCUCACUGCAAUAGCUUCUCAAACCGGUUGUACAAUUUUACGGGCCGAGGUGACACGGACCCUUCAUUGGAUCCCAACUACAUUGUACGGUUGAGGAGCAAAUGUAGCCCCACAGACGCGACUUCCAUCGUUGAAAUGGAUCCUGGAAGUGCCAAAACAUUCGACACCAGUUACUACACACUUGUCAGGAAAAGAAGAGGAUUAUUUGAGGCCGAUGCAGCACUUCUGAAUGACAAUGCAACACGACAAUACGUUCUACGGCAGGCAAAUUCAGGUGGAUCAAACUUCUUUAACGAUUUUGCUGCUUCAAUGGUGAAGAUGGGAAGAAUUGGAGUGAUUACAGGCAAUAGAGGUGAAAUCAGGAGGAUAUGUUCAGCCAUUAAUUAA